Gossypium raimondii (Peruvian cotton) is the source of this 2335-nucleotide messenger RNA. Its product is annotated as transcription factor bHLH140. Bases 155 to 2236 code for a protein of 693 amino acids. The record is from RefSeq and is a predicted model, not a curated record. The transcript has 6 exons. Gene Ontology annotation, biological process: single strand break repair; double-strand break repair. Gene Ontology annotation, molecular function: single-stranded DNA binding; mismatched DNA binding; DNA 5'-adenosine monophosphate hydrolase activity. Gene Ontology annotation, cellular component: nucleus. Lineage: Eukaryota; Viridiplantae; Streptophyta; Magnoliopsida; Malvales; Malvaceae.
CAGAGACCGGAAGGGGUUCUUAAAUCGUAGCUAUAAAAGGUACUUACCUUCUACCCAUUGAUACUAUGCCUAUCGGCUAUCGCACUUGAAGCUUGUAGGACAAGCCUCGGCAUUUCCAUCAUAAUCGAACAGUGCUUGGAAACUACUUACAACAAUGGAAAUGGACAUCGAUAGCGCCUGUAAACCCAAAGAUGAAGAAAAGGCAAAGGGGAAGCCAAUCGCGGCGAUUUUGGUGGGCGCACCAGGAAGCGGCAAGUCCACUUUUUGCGAGAACGUCAUGCGGGGCUCUUCACGUCCCUGGGUUCGCGUCUGCCAGGAUACUAUUAAUAAUGGAAAAAGUGGGACAAAGCCACAGUGCUUAAAGAGUGCAGCAGCUUCAUUGAAAGAGGGCAAGAGUGUGUUUAUUGAUAGAUGCAACUUAGAUAAAGAGCAGCGGGUUGAUUUUGUAAAUCUUGGUGGUCCAGAAGUGGAAGUGCAUGCUGUUGUGCUUGAUCUCCCUGCCAAGCUUUCUAUAUCCCGUAUAGUCAAACGCACUGGGCAUGAGGGAAAUCUGCAAGGUGGAAAAGCUGCAGCAGUUGUGAAUAGAAUGCUGCAAAACAAAGAAUUGCCUAAGCUGAGUGAAGGGUUUUCUCGGAUCACUUUUUGCCGGAACGAGACUGAUGUUGAUGCUGCUGUUAAAACCUACACAGCAGUUGGUCCUUUGGACACUCUUCCACAUGGCUGUUUUGGUCAGAAGGAUCCCAAUGCCAAAACUCAACUUGGUAUAAUGAGGUUCUUAAAACGACUCCAUGAAACUAAUGCUCGGGAUUCUGUCCCUUCUCAACUUACUGAGGAAAAGGGUCCAUGCGGCAAAACACAAGAAACUGUUUCAUCAUCGUCGGGCAUGGCUAGUCAGAAGAUAAAGGUCAGUGAAGACAUGGCGCCAGGUUCUAUUAGUCACGAUGAAUCUGAUAUUCCAACUCUGGCAUUUCCAUCUAUUUCCACAGUAGAUUUCCAAUUUGACCUCGAGAAGGCAUCUGAUGUUAUUGUUGGGAAAGUAGAGGAAUUCAUGGAUAAGCUUGGUAAUGCCAGGCUUGUUUUAGUGGACUUGACUGAGAGAUCAAAGAUUUUGUCUUUGGUUAGGGCUAAAGCUGCAGAAAAGAAAAUCGACUCCAAAAGGUUCUUUACAUUUAUAGGAGAUAUAUGUCAACUUUAUACAAAGGGAGGUUUGUGCUGCAAUGUAAUAGCUAAUGCUGCCAACUGGCGUCUGAAGCCUGGAGGUGGAGGUGUAAAUGCUGCAAUUUUCAAUGCUGGUGGUCCUGCCCUAGAGGCUGCAACCAAGGAGCAGGCUAGAUCUCUUCUUCCCGGGAAUGCCCUUGUUGUCCCUCUGCCAUCAACUUCUCCUUUGUAUUCUAAGGAAGGGGUGACCCAUGUGAUACAUGUUCUUGGGCCAAAUAUGAACCCACGUAGACCAAAUUGUCUAGACAAUGACUAUGUUAAAGGUUGCAAAGUUCUUGAGGAUGCUUACUCAUCACUGUUCAAAGGGUUUUUAUCUAUAGCAAAUACCCAAGUUAAGGUUCCCAGGAGUAGCGGAAGUAUUUUGUCAGGGCCUUCAAAACUAGAAGAUGAGAUUAGUGGAACUAAGACAAAAACGUGGGCUCCAUGCCUUCAGGCUCUCUAUAACAUAGCCAUGCAGCCUGAGAAGCAUAACAAGCAAGUGCUGGAAGCAUCUGACGAUGUUGUUGUACUAAAUGAUAUUUAUCCAAAGGCAAAACAGCAUCUUUUGGUGUUGGCAAGAAUUAAAGGUCUUGAUACCUUGGCAGAUGCACGCAAAGAGCACCUUCCCUUGUUAAUGACAAUGCACGAAGUGGGUUUGAGAUGGGUUGAUAAGUUUGUAGGUGAAGAUGCAUCAUUGGUUUUCCGCCUAGGUUAUCAUUCGGUCCCUUCAAUGCGCCAACUACACCUGCACGUUAUUAGCCAAGAUUUCGACUCCAAAAAUCUCAAGCAUAAGAAGCAUUGGAACUCUUUCACCACUGCAUUUUUCCGUGAUUCUGUAGAUGUAAUGGAGGAAAUUAAUAAUCAAGGGAAAGCAACAAUUCAAGAUGAGAAGAGACUAAUGUCAAUGGAGUUGCGUUGCCACCGGUGUAGAAGUGCUCACCCUAACAUUCCUAGGCUAAAAUCACAUAUCAGCAGCUGCCAAGCUCCUUUCCCUGCAGAUCUACAGAAAAAGGGUCGAUUAGUGCCUGAGCAAAACUAACUCUGGCUGUGACCCCUAGGUGUUUGUAAACCAUGUUUCCCUCAAUUUUUGCUGUAUAUACAAUGAAAAACAGUGGUAAAAGUAUCACAUUUUGCUUGA